GGAAGAUGAUGAUGCGACGCCAAUUGUAAAACAUAGGUAAAAUGACUCAACGUUGGUAUUUAGUGUUAAUUUUUAUUAGUAUUUAUAUAACUAAAUGUCUUUCAGCCGAUAAUGCAACAGAUAACGACUAUCCAAAACUCCAGCCAGACUGGCCCUAUUGUUUCCAGUUCACGUGGUUCGGGCCCGACUUCGACAACGUAACCAGAUACAAUGGCACUUGCGCUGAUUAUCUGGACGAGAAAAGGGCCGUCGGUGUACCGUGCGCUGCCCCCAUUGUUAUUACAUAUAACGGAAGUUUUCCGGAUUUGGAUUACCUGUGGGAACACCACAAAACUAGUAUAUUGUGCAAGAGGAGCGAGAAUCAACGGUGCGUGAAGUACACUUAUUUUUUAAAUAAUGACAUUGCUAAUGUAACUUACACGUGCGCAAAGGUGCAGCAACACAAGGGAGGAUUCAUAGACAAUGGUUGCUACAAGCAAAAAUUAGAUGAAGGCAAAGAAGCGGAAAUUUGCGUUUGUAAAUCCUCAAACGGCAUUCAUCGACCUUGCAACAAAGCUCAGAGUUUUACUAAUUUCGCAAAUAUUUUAUACUUACUCGCGCCAAUCGCUAUUAUUAACAAUUAUUUAAGGCAAUAGAACUAAUUUAGUGGAAAUACCUGUACAAUAAACUUCUUCAAC
Phyllotreta striolata is the source of this 677-nucleotide messenger RNA. The record is from the annotation of a GenBank genome assembly. NCBI's taxonomy places the organism in Eukaryota, Metazoa, Arthropoda, Insecta, Coleoptera, Chrysomelidae.